AUGAGUGCGUGCUGCGACGACGGCGGCGACCACCACGAGCACGCGCGUGGCCACGUCGAGGGCUAUGACAUCGAGGGCGACGACCCGACGCUUUCGGCGUGCUGCCUCAAGGACAAGCAGGAGCAGGCGUACGUCGCGCGCGUCAUGACCGUCCUCCGCCGCGAAGACGUGACCAUGCAGCGCCUCGAGCAGCGCCACUUGUCCCUGGACAAUGCACUUCCGCGGGCCGCGCCCGCCGUCGCCUUGACGUCGAUCGACGAUGACGACGACCUUGACAGUGACGACGACGAGUACGCCUACUUGAUGGACGACGAAAGCAUCGUCGGCGGCUUGGAGCACCAGCGCCGCGCGGCGCUGCUCGCCAAGGCGGCUCUGCGCGAGCAAGGGCUCGGCAUCGUCUGGGGUGACACCGAGUUCAAGGCGUAUGUGCGCAACGUCCUAGCACGCGACACGCAGGCGCUGGUCACGGCAAAGCACUUGCGACCGAUCGUCGUCGCCCGUUCCGACGUCGCGACGCAGCCGCUCGUGGCCGCGGCGCUUCUUCAGGGCGCCGAGCGCUUCCUUGGCACGUGCUUCUUUGGCGUCUCGGCCAACGCAGACGAAGCCUUUCGCCGGCUCUGCCCUCGGGUCGCGACGGGCCCGAUGCUACUCGCGCUCUCGAGCAGCGGCGAGUACAUUGCCCAUCGGUCGCUCGCCAUCUUUGACGAAGAUGACUGGGACCGCACGCUGCUGCCGUGGCUCGAGAAAUGCAACGUUCUGCGCACCGACUUUGUCGCACCGACGAGCGCCAAGCCGACGCCGCCAACAAAGACAUCGACCAACGAAAACGACGACGACGAGAACGACGACGACGGGCCGACGGGCUACGAUUGCGGCCACGACGGCUGCCGACUCAAGUUUGGCUACUACCACGAACACGUCGGCACCUCCAAGGAGACGAAGCAAGCGAUGGCGGCGUGGCGUCAGUAA
This is a messenger RNA of Saprolegnia parasitica CBS 223.65, 969 nucleotides long. RefSeq lists its product as hypothetical. The coding region runs from base 1 to 969 and encodes 322 amino acids. NCBI's taxonomy places the organism in Eukaryota, Oomycota, Saprolegniomycetes, Saprolegniales, Saprolegniaceae. The record is from RefSeq and is a predicted model, not a curated record. The transcript has 2 exons.